Messenger RNA from [Candida] anglica, 3129 nucleotides. The record is from the annotation of a GenBank genome assembly. Lineage: Eukaryota; Fungi; Ascomycota; Pichiomycetes; Serinales; Debaryomycetaceae.
AUGAAAAGGUCAACGUUAACCUCUUUUAAACCCAUCAAUCUAACCAACAUGUCUGUUAGUAUAGAUGCCAAUAACUUCCACCGUCGGUUGUCGGUGGUUCAGAAGAAUAUGACUGCGAGCUCGCAGGGUGCGAUUCUACUCUUUGUCGGUGCCUCUGACGAUGAAAACACUUACAAGAAGACCACUGUCUUUCAAACAUGGUUGACUGGAUAUGAAUUAGCAUCGACUGGAUUCUAUGUAACUCAGGAUAAAUGUGUAAUCAUCACUUCAGCCAAAAGUGCCCGUCAUUUCAAACACUUGCUGCAAAAACCCACUUCAAAUUCAAGUUCUGUAGAAAUUUGGGAAAGAUCUAAAGAUGACUUAGAGGCAAAUAAAGCUCUUUUCAACAAAUUGGGCGAUGAAUUGAAGCUGUUGGAGAAGCCAACUGGGCAUGUUGCCAAGGAUAAAUACCGUGGGAAGUUCAUUGAUGAAUGGGAAGCCGUGGUAAAGGAAAAAGAUUUAAAGUUUGUUGACAUUGCUCUUCUUAUCUCUGAAUCUAUGGCCAUUAAAGAUGGUGGAGAACUUACCUCUACCAAGAUUGCUGCCAAGUCUACCGUUGUAAUGAUGGAUAACUUUGCCAAUGAAAUGAUGACCGCUGUGGAUGAAGAAUUGAAAAUAUCAAAUGCUUCACUUGCCGAUAAAAUUGAACUGAAAAUUGAUCUGGAUAAAUGGUUCAAUAAGAGUGCUAUGGGUAAGAAAUUACUUGUUCAAGAUAAAUCUUUUGAACAAGACUUGGUUGAUUGGUGUUAUUCUCCAAUUGUACAAAGUGGGGGUAAAUAUGACCUCAAGCCAAGUGCUCAAUCAAAUAAAAAUUUGUUGGUUGGUGAAGGAGUCAUUUUGGCCUCUUUAGGGUUAAGAUACAAGUCUUAUUGUUCCAAUAUUGGCCGUACAUUCCUUAUUGACCCAACCAAGGAAAUGGAAACGAAUUAUGAUUUUUUGAUAAAAUUACAAGAACAUAUUGUUCAAAAGGAAUUGGUUCUGGGUAAGACUUCAGCUGAAGUGUAUAAUGCCACUGUAGAGUAUGUUAAGCAAGAGAGACCAGAUUUGGUUCAAUACUUGACGAAAAACAUUGGAUGGUCCAUUGGUAUUGAAUUCAGAGAUUCCACUUUUGUAUUGAACGGGAAGAAUGAAAGAAAGUUGGAAGUGGGUAAUAUCAUUGCCCUUACUGUGGGAUUCCAAGGAUUGAGUCUGGGAAAGAAAGAAUACUCAUUAUUAUUGGCUGACACCUUCAAAGUGGAACUGGGUGAAGCUCAAUUAUUGACCAGUUAUAGUAAGGGUAGAUCUGAAGUUAGCUUUUUCUUUAAAGAAGAACCACAAGAUUCCAAAGCUGAUGCUUCCAAGGCUUCUUCCGCUUCUUCAUCAAAAUUGAAAUCAGAGAAAAAUAUUAAAAUUGAAAAAAAUCUUGCCAUUAAUGAAGCAAAUUCUAAAAUUCUCAAGAAUAAACUUCGUAAUGAGUCCAAGGCUUCUGAUGAUAAUGCUAAUUCUGAGAAAAUUCGUCAACAAAUCCAAUUAAAAUUACACGAAAAGAGACAACAAGAAGGAUUGGCCAGAUUUUCUAAAGCUGAUGCUACCGAUUCAUCUGACUUCAAGCCAGUGUUCAAGAAAUAUGAGUCAUAUGUCCGGGAGUCACAGAUCCCUAGUAAUGUUCGUGAUCUCAAGAUCCAUGUGGAUUAUAAGGCACAAACGAUCAUUUUACCUAUUUGUGGUAGACCAGUACCAUUCCAUAUAAAUUCUUUUAAAAAUGGAUCUCAGAAUGAAGAAGGUGAGUUUACCUAUCUUAGACUUAACUUCAACUCCCCAGGGUUGGGUGGGAUGAAUUCCAAGAGAACUGAACUUCCAUAUGAAGACAGUCCAGAAAAUUCCUUUUUAAGAUCGGUCACUCUUCGUUCAAGAGAUCGUCAAAGAAUGGUUGAUGUAUACAAGGCCAUCCAAGAUCUUAAGAAGGAUUCUGUUAAGCGGGAACUGGAAAGAAAGCAAAUGGCAGAUGUUGUCACUCAAGCCAACUUGGUGGAAUUGAAAGGUUCUAGAGUCAAGAAGCUUGAACAAGUGUUUAUCCGUCCACAACCAGACACCAAGAAGAUUGGAGGUGUUUUACAAAUCCAUGAGAAUGGUUUGAGAUACAUUCUGACAUUUAGAAACGAUCACAAGGUUGAUGUAUUGUUCCUGAACAUCAAACAUCUUUUCUUCCAACCAUGUAAAGACGAAUUGAUUGUAGUGAUUCAUUGUCACUUGAAGAACCCAAUCAUGAUCGGGAAAAAGAAGACCCAUGAUGUUCAAUUCUACAGAGAAGCCAGUGAUAUUGCCUUUGAUGAAACUGGAGGUCGUAAGAGAAGAUACAGAUAUGGAGAUGAAGAUGAAUUACAACAAGAACAAGAAGAACGUAGAAGAAAGCAACUUUUGGAUAAGGAAUUCAAGGCAUUUGCAGAACUUAUUGCUGAUUCUUCUCAUGGAGCCAUUGAUUUGGAUAUCCCAUUCCGUGAGUUGGGAUUCCAAGGUGUUCCUUUCAGAUCUGCUGUGUUGUGUAUGCCUACAAGAGAUUGUUUAAUUCAAUUGAUUGACCCUCCAUAUUUGGUGGUUACAUUGGAAGAAAUUGAAAUUGCUCAUUUAGAAAGAGUUCAAUUUGGUUUGAAGAAUUUCGAUUUGGUUUUCGUUUUCAAAGAUUUUAACAAACCUGUCGUUCAUAUCAACACCAUACCGAUUGAAGAUUUGGAAGAUGUCAAGUCAUGGCUUACGGAUGUGGACAUUCCUAUCAGUGAAGGUCAAAUGAACUUGAAUUGGGGUACAAUUAUGAAGACUGUUCAACUGGAUCCAUAUCAAUUUUUCGCCGAUGGUGGUUGGGUCUUUUUGACUGGUGACGGUACUCUGGACUCUGAAGGCGAAGACGACGAAGAGUCCGAGUUUGAAGUCAGUGAUGUUGAUCCAAGUGACGAGGAUGUUGAAAGUGAACCAGAGCUGGAAGACGACUAUUCCAGUGAUGGUGGAAGUGAUGCCAGUGGCAGUGAAAUGGAUGAUGAAAGUGAAGGAGAAGAUUGGGAUGAAAUGGAGAAAAAGGCUGCCAGAGAAGACCAAAGAUUGGGCAGAGAACGUUAA